AUGAAAAAUAUAAAAUGUCAUUUAUUGAAUUCCGGUCAAAGAUCAUGCCGUACAUCAAACGCUUCAACAUUGGUACUGUGUUUCAGAGCAUUGCUGAACAUUUCGAAUCAGGGAUUUUUAGUUUUCCUGCAUAUCGAUGAAUUUCAAAUGAUUGAUAAAUUGGAGAAAAAAGAUAUGACAGCUUUUAAAGACAUGAUCAAUGGACCUGCAACAUUUAUGACGAAUAGACUAGAAGCAUUUGUUCAAACAUUCCUUUCGGGAACAGCUUCACAAGUUGUCAUUUCAACCAUGGAGCCAUCUAGAGUUUCAUUUCAUUUUGUUGAAUGUCCAUUAUUAUCAAUGACAUCUAUGAUUAAGAUUUUGCAAAGUCAUGUAAUGUAG
Entrophospora candida is the source of this 381-nucleotide messenger RNA. The record is from the annotation of a GenBank genome assembly. Lineage: Eukaryota; Fungi; Glomeromycota; Glomeromycetes; Entrophosporales; Entrophosporaceae.